Molecule: messenger RNA, 1449 nt
Organism: Macrosteles quadrilineatus (aster leafhopper)
Lineage: Eukaryota; Metazoa; Arthropoda; Insecta; Hemiptera; Cicadellidae
Exons: 3
Coding region: 360-1379 (339 amino acids)
Source: RefSeq, a predicted model, not a curated record
UCUCGGUCUUCAUAAGCUAAGGCAUAAGAGAGUACGUUGUAGCACGAAAGGGUAGAAAAUUAUAUUAAUGAAGAAGUCUUGUGGUAUUCAACGGUGUGAUAGCAUUGACUAAUGGUGACUAGGAAAAGUUCUAAGUGACUAGGCAACGCCUACUAGAAGUACUGUACGGUAUCUGAUUUAGUGCUUAUUCAAACUACAACAAAUUUGUUUUACUUAUGACUCCUAAGUAGGUACUGGAUAGGUUACUAAUACAUGGUUAAGAGUACUUCGUAUAAAUCCAAGAAGAAACAAUGCUUUUGUUUAAAAUAAGUUUUCUCUAGGCUAGGCUAAUUGAUUUUUUUAGCUAGACCUAACCUACAAUGUUUCACAAGAAUGCUUUAUUUAUUAACGGAACAUUUUUGGGGUUUUGUGGAGUAAGUUUAUGUUUCACCGAUCUAAUGAACGUAAUCCACUGUGAUAUAGUCCUCACAUCAACUGCACAGUGGUUCAUGUCUAAACUAAUGUUAAUUUUCCAGUUUGUUAUUUUCUUCUGCUUUAUCUCAAUUGUAUUUGUUAUAAUUUCUUCUCAUUUCGCACAAGUAAAAGUUGGGAAAUCUUUUGAAAAUAGGCUUACAAUAGCUUACAAGUUUGGCUAUGUUGAUUCAGUAUCUACUGUGGCUAUCAAAUGGAUCUACCGGCUCUUCCCAUCCAGUGACAAAGUUCAAAUUUUUUAUGAAAGCAAGUCAGGGCCACUAGGUAUAGCAUACGGUGUGGUCAUUCCCGAGCCACUGACGGAUGAGAAGAAGCUAAGUUUGCUCAGCAAUGGUUAUAGUUUUCUCAGGACAAAGCCAAUUUCUAAUGCCGUUUACAUCUCAAGUCCAGCUAUACCUUGGCUUUCCUACUUCGGCCAGUGGCUUAUUCUUUGUGUCAUCUACCCUAAGCUGUACAGGUACAGCAAGACUCACAAACUGAGUGCCUAUCCAGUCAUUGAACUCUACAAAACCUUCUCUGUGUCUCUCAUCGCUCCUCUGAGCCAACAGGACAUUUUUGUAGUUCCUGAAGCUGAGUGUUUGAUGCAACGCUCAUCAAGACUUGACGAUACGGUCGAUUCCUCCGUGGCUGAGAAGUCUAUGUCUACCAGUUAUCAUUCUACGAGAGUUAAGCUUAGCGAAACUACUAAAUUGUCACCCAGACUCAGUUUAACUCCAAUCAGUAGUGUUAAAAAUACUAAACUCUCUCUGGAACGGAGCCUAACGCCCCUCGGUAGUUGUUAUGUUGCCGUUGGUAAAAUCAUACUUAAGCAUAGCUUGACCCCUGUCAACAACAAUGACGUCACCGUAGUUGUACGAUCGUCCACUCCCUUGGUAUCCAACGGUCACCAUGUCAACGGACAGCAUUAGUGCGAGGUAAGACUGAUUUAUUUGUAGUGAAUAACGAGUAAGCAAACUGAAUUGUAUAGCUGGAUGGCUU